AUGAACCGUGAGGACGAAGAUCUAAUUAACAAAAAAUUCUUGGGAUGUGCACUGUAUUCUUACAGUGAGCCAGACCCUAAUGAAAGGAAACAAAUUGUAGACGCCAUCGAUUAUAAGGCAAUAAAUCGUGACUUAGUAUCUGGUGUAUUUAACUUGAUGGGCAGCUCUGCGGAAGAAUUUCAUUUUGCCAUUGAUGAGUAUGACCAUUUACAUGUUUACAACCCGCGUUUGACUGACGGCAAUAUUGAUGACGAUGAAGAAUAUGAAAGAGUUGUUAAGAGGAAACUUCAUUUAUAUGGUGCCGAGGUAUUCAACUGGACCGACAAAGAUGACUAUGAAGAAAUUAUUAAUGAUAAAACAUACCGGCAUGUAGAAAAAGAGGCAAACCAGACAGGAGCAGGCCACAAAGUUUACGGCCCUCUUCCUUUACUCCUUAAUUAUACUGAUGAUAUAUGUUCAUGCUGGGUACCACGAUGUGUGGAAAGAGCGCUUCAUAGAAGUGGAAACUAUAUCAAGCCAGAUAAACAACGAUUUCCUGACAUAGAUCUAGAAUUGUGGCGAUACCAUGUUGGAUAA
Priceomyces carsonii is the source of this 576-nucleotide messenger RNA. RefSeq lists its product as uncharacterized. The record is from RefSeq and is a predicted model, not a curated record. Lineage: Eukaryota; Fungi; Ascomycota; Pichiomycetes; Serinales; Debaryomycetaceae. Bases 1 to 576 code for a protein of 191 amino acids. The transcript has a single exon.